AUGAAGCGAUUCGGUUGUCUAGGGGAGGCGGUUGUGGCCGCUCCUAAUGAUCACCCCAACCUUGCAGGGCUAUUGUGUGAUCUCAGAAACAAUGUCAACCGUCGAUACGAACGAGCAGGACAGAUGGAAGACCUCGAAGAAGCGAUCCGGGUGUCUCGCCAAGCAGUUACGGUCACUCCUGAUGAUCAUCCCAACCUUGCGAGAGGAUUGAGUAACCUCGGGUUCACGCUCCGCAGUCGAUACGAACGAACAGGACACAUAGAGGACCUCGAAGAGGCAAUCCAAGUGUCUCGCCAGGCGGUCAAGGUCACUACUAGUGACCAUCCUGGUCUUGCAGCGGUACUGUAUAACCUCGAAAACAAACUCGAACGUCGAUACGAACGAAUAGGACAAAUAGAUGACCUCGAAGAGGCAAUCCAGGUGUCUCGCCAGAUGGUCAAAGCCGCUCCUAGUGACCAUCCUAGUCUUGUAGUGUGGUUAAGUAAUCUCGGGAACAAGCUUGAAAGUCGAUACGAACGGACAGGACAAAUAGAGGACCUCGAAGAGGCGAUCCACGUGUCUCACCAGGCGGUCAAGAUCACUCCUAAUGACCAUCCUGUUAUUGCAGCGGUCCUAUAUAACCUCGAAAACAAACUGGGACGCCGAUACGAACGGACAGGACAAAUAGAGGAUCUCGAAGAGGCAAUCCAGGUGUCUCGCCAGGCGGUUAUGGCCACUCCUAGUGACCAUCCUGAUCUUGCAGCGUGGCUAAAUAACCUAGGGAACAAGCUUGAAAGUCGGUACAAGCGGACAGGACAGAUGGCAGCCCUUGAAGAAGCGAUCCGGGUGUCACGCCAAGCAGUUGCGGCCACUCCUGAUGAUCAUCCCAACCUUGCGAGAGGAUUGAGUAACCUCGGGUUCACGCUCCGCAGUCGAUACGAACGAACAGGACACAUAGAGGACCUCGAAGAGGCAAUCCAAGUGUCUCGCCAGGCGGUCAAGGUCACUACUAGUGACCAUCCUGGUCUUGCAGCGGUACUGUAUAACCUCGGAAACAAACUUAGAUGUCGAUAUGAACGAAUAGGACAAAUGGAUAACCUCGAAGAGGCGAUCCAGGUGUCUCGCCAGGCGGUCCAGACUACUCUUGAUUAUCAUCCUGAUCUUGGGAUGUGGUUACAAAACCUAGGAAUUAACCUCGUACGUCGAUUCGAACGAAUAGGACAGAUAGAUGACCUCGAAGAGGCGAUCCAGGUGUCUCGCCAGGCGGUUCAGACCAAAUCAGCACCUCCUCUCCCCCGGAUCACGGCCGCCCUGCUGACCGUUCGCCUUAUGCUCAAGCGAGAAGACCAUCAUGGCGGCUAUGCACUAUCAGUUCAAGCUAUUGAUCUCCUACAGCUCGUAUAUAAAAGGUCUUUGACAAUACAGGAUCGACAAUAUGUCAUCUCUCAUUCUUCUGGCUUAGCAACAUACGCCUGCGCUCUCGCCCUUCAAACCGGACAGUCUCUUUUCAAAGCUCUAGCAUUAUUAGAGCGUGGACGAGGUAUUAUCCUUAGUCUUCUUAUAGAUGACCGGAGUGACACGUCUCAACUGAAGAGGGCACAUCCCAUUUUAUGUGCACAAUACGAAAGCCUUCGCAUCGAGGCUUCGGUACAUUUCAACAGGGACUCACCGCAGAGCAAAAUGAAAGAUGCCUCUAAUGAGGGCAGCAUCAUCGUGGUGAACGUCACUAGCCUAAGAAGUGAUGCUAUUGUUGUCUCUUCAGCCGGAUUUAGCUUGAUCCCUCUUCCUCGGUUUAGUGCCGCCCAAGCGCAGAGUUGGGUCGACCAGGAGUUGACUUCAGCUUCGCCGUGUGAUCGGGGUGUGAAGAACAAAUCAUACCGCCAAUUUCUAGUCUGGCUCUGGCGAGAGUGUGUAAAGCCUAUACUGACUGAGCUCGGUAAUUCGGUUCAAUCAUCUCUGGAGGAUCUCCCAAGGGUCUGGUGGAUCGGGACUGGACUUGCCAGCUCCUUCCCCUUCCACGCGGCGUGUGAUAUCUCUACAGGGGAAAAUACAUUCUGUCGCGUUCUAUCUUCCUACACCCCUUCAAUCAAGGCACUCCAACAUGCCAGAGAGCGGGUUUCUAUCUCUACCCCAACAAGCGAAAACCCUUCAAAGCUACUCAUGGUUACCAUGGCAAACACACCCGGCGCUGAUGACUUACCCGGGGUAAAGGCCGAAAGGUCCACGGUCGUAAGAGCACUUGGAAAUUCCGUUCAAGUGGAAUUACUCGAUCAACCGGACUCGGCAAGUGUUAUGCGCCAGAUCCGCGAAUGCAAUAUUGCCCACUUCGCUUGCCACGGAACCUCAGACUCGGAUGAUCCUUCUCAAAGUGGCCUCUUACUGCAGACUGCCACUGCAAAUCCAAGACAGGACAUCUUGAGCGUUCUCAAACUUUGCGAAAACUACCCUACGCUUGGAGAAAUUGCAUACCUCUCUGCAUGCUCGACUGCGGAGAAUCAGGCGAAACGUCUGAUAGAUGAGGUCCUCCAUGUUGUGAGUGGUUUCCAGGUCGCCGGAUUCAGACACGUCAUUGGGACUUUGUGGCCAUCUGAGUGGCAUGCCAUGGUUAAUUUGGGCGCGUCGGGAGUCAUCUCGCAAGAGCAGUCACUUGGCCUUGUCCACUAUUUCGAGAUUAGGCUGCGAAACUAG
Messenger RNA from Penicillium riverlandense, 2667 nucleotides. Its product is annotated as CHAT domain-containing protein. Bases 1 to 2667 code for a protein of 888 amino acids. Gene Ontology annotation, molecular function: protein binding. The transcript has 3 exons. NCBI's taxonomy places the organism in Eukaryota, Fungi, Ascomycota, Eurotiomycetes, Eurotiales, Aspergillaceae. The record is from RefSeq and is a predicted model, not a curated record.